Sclerotinia sclerotiorum 1980 UF-70 is the source of this 1782-nucleotide messenger RNA. RefSeq lists its product as hypothetical. The transcript is spliced from 3 exons. The coding region runs from base 1 to 1782 and encodes 593 amino acids. The record is from RefSeq and is a predicted model, not a curated record. Lineage: Eukaryota; Fungi; Ascomycota; Leotiomycetes; Helotiales; Sclerotiniaceae.
AUGCAUCCACUCGCUUUCUUCAUCUUAGGAUACUUCAUCCUUUUCAUAACCGCCAAUCUCCAUUCCCUCUACGAUACCUGGACCUCAUCUACGCUCUACUGUGUACGCGAACCAUAUACAAUUACCACACUCUCUUCUUCAUUCCCCAAUCCUAAAUGUUUCCGCACGAGAAUCGAUCAGAUUACUCAGGUACUAGAGGAUGUGCCCAGCGGAGAAUAUGCUGAGAAAAUUACUUGGUUGAAUGGAUUUGUGUUGCCCGGUAUUAUUGAGUCUCAUGGUCAUAUUUUGCAGUAUGGGGAGAUGUUGGAGAGUGUUGGUUUGUAUGAUGCGGUUAGUGUGGAGGAUGUGAGGUGGAGGAUUAAGGAGUGGUUGGGUAGACAUCAGGGGGAGGGAUAUGGGGAGAGGGACAAGUGGAUUAGAGGGGUGGGAUGGGAUCAAGCUCAUUUUGGGGGUGUGAUGCCCACGGCUAAACAACUUUCUGAAGAUCCAGAAUUAAAGGAUCUAUAUAUUAUGCUCGAUAGAGUUGAUAUUCAUUGUGUAUGGACUUCAGAAAAAGUCCUCUCUCUUCUUUCAGAUCCGCUUCCUGAAGCUCCUCCUGGUGGAGAAAUCAUUACCAAUCCUGGACCUGGUGUCUUUUGCGAUAAUGCAAUGGAUAAUUUUAUCUAUCCUCUCGCACCAAAACCGGAUAUACCUCAAAAAGUCGGCUGGCUCAAAACUGCAAUGGGGGAGUUAAAUAAAGUAGGUAUCACGGCCAUGAGUGACGCAGGUAUGCGAAUGGAAGAUGUGAAAAUCUUGCAAGAUUUGGCUAGAAGGGAUGAGCUCAGUGUUAGAAUUCGAGUCAUGGCGGAAUGUGAAGAGAGAAAUGCUUUUUGUCAUCAAGAUUUACGAACUGUGAAAGUUAUGAGGGAUGGUUCUGGUGGAGGUGAUAUGCUGUUGUUUGGAGGAAUCAAACUUUUUGCAGAUGGAGCUUUAGGUUCUUGGGGAGCGGCAUUGUUGGAACCAUACUCGGAUAAACCUGAGACUAGUGGAAUGAUGUUGAUCAAUGAGACUGAAUUAACGGAAGUUGUUAAAAAGCAUCCAGAUGAUCAAAUACGCAUUGCAAAAAUGGGAAUUCUUCCCAGCAUUCAGCCCACACAUGCUACAUCCGACAUGGCAUACGCACUAUCCCGUCUAGGAGAAAAGCGUCUCUCAAACUCCGCCUAUCGCAUGCGUUCAUUCUUCCCCCUUUCCCACAACAACAAUAAUACUUCAUCAUACCCCGGUCCAGUUCUCGGCUCUGAUUUCCCAGUCGAACCUCCAAAUCCCUUUCAUGGUAUCUACGCCGCAGUAACCCGUCUCAAUCCCAAAACUGGUACGUCACCCUCGGGACCAAAAGGUUGGUAUCCGGAUGAAAGUCUCUCGAUUAAACAGGCUAUUCAUGGUUUUACGCGUAAUGCGGCUUGGGGUUGGAAAUUGGAAAAUAAAACUGGGGCGAUAGAGGGAGGGAUGUGGGCGGAUUGGAUUGUGGUUGAUAGGGAUCUGAUGGGUAUGGAUAUGGAUGGGAAUGGGGAUGCGGAGAAGGAGGAGAAGGUGAAUGUGGAGGGAUUGAGGGAUUUAAAGGUACUGGGUACGUGGGUCAAGGGGAAGAAUGUUUGGAUCGGAGAGGAGGGGGUUGUGGAGAUUGAUGGGGUGGAUAGGAAGGGUGGUUGGUUUUGGGGGGGAUUACUAGGGUUGGUGAGGUGGGUGGUUGGUGGCGUGGGGGGAUUGGUGGGUUGGGGUGGGAAGGGGGAUGGGGAUCUUUGA